AUGCUCAGUCAAGGAGCGGGUAUGGCGAGCGACGAAGAAAACGAUAAUACAAGUCAAAUCACGAGAGAAGUAAGCGAAAUUGCGAAACAUUACAAAACCGAGCAUCAUUUCAGGAAGAGCGCCUCUCCUACGAGAUCUAUUAUUACAUCAACAACACCAUUGUAAGUAGAAGAAAGAAUGUGCAAAAACUCGAAAAUAAUAAACUUUUCAGUGCGAGAGAGGAGUUGUCAAAAUCAGCGAUUUGAAAAAAAUCUAUCAGAAAGCGGUUUCCAAUGAUAAAUCGAUCGCAUUCAGACCGUUGCAGGACGUUCUCAAAACAAUCAACGAGAAUUUCAUUCAUUGGCAAGGAUGGAGAGUAAGUGGCAAGAAGCGAUCCAUUGAGAAACACGUGCAGUGAAGAAAGGGAGAGAGCUCAGCACCGACCCGUAAACUUAGGCCUAUUUCUGUGUGCCAUGACUUCAAAUACGUGUUCCGGCCAGGCUUUCGCGGUUCGCGGCCCCGGCCAAAUGUCCUUAAAUCCAUCAACCUCCGAAAUAAUAACCGUUCCGUUUCAGGCCGUUCAAUGCGACGACCGUAUCACAUACGUGGACGUUCACAAAAAGGGAUCCGGCGGAGACACGCUUCCGAACGAGACGGAGCGGGUGAUCGGAGUGCUGAAAAACGCCCUGAUGUACGUGUUCGUGGCGACGAAGCCGAGUUCAAGGUUUCCGGGAGUCACCCACGAGGAUCUCAUGAAUUAUAUGGUCGGUUUCCUUUUUUGUCUUUUCCAGAUAGUUUCCAAAUAGAAACCUUUCUCAGGAAAGUUCGCUUUCGACUUCUGCCGAUCACAAAUUGUCGCAAAGUCACAUGGAACUGCUGAAAAAGCAAAUCGCGCCGAACGCGCGUGCCGACUUCAUCAGAAAGGGAUAUUUGACUUUCUCGAAGUCGGUGAACGAGAAUGACGAGGAAGUCUUCCGUUACGAAUGGGGACCGACCGCCCGACAGUCUGUUGAUCCGACCGAACUCGUGCGUCUCUUCCAAAAACUGACGGGAAUGUCUUCUUCGCAGCUGAAAGAGCAGACGGAAAGAGCGGUGGAAAUGAAGACAUAUCAGUUGGAUGCGGCUAAGGUGAGCUGUAAAGACCACGUCAAAAUUGUUUCGUUAACUUCGCCUUUCAGAACGGCGUUGUCAUUACAACCAGAGGAGGAAAAUAG
Messenger RNA from Caenorhabditis sp. 36 PRJEB53466, 1193 nucleotides. NCBI's taxonomy places the organism in Eukaryota, Metazoa, Nematoda, Chromadorea, Rhabditida, Rhabditidae. The record is from the annotation of a GenBank genome assembly.